AUGAAUGAAAUACAACUCCCUUAACCCUAUAUCCUCUCUUCCUCUUCCCCUUCCCGUUCAGAUACUACGUUUUGGUGUUUCCACCGUUACCUCUUGGGUAACAAUUGGUGCUUCCGUUCUUGAACUACUUAUUGCUCUACUUCGACAUGUCAUCGGAGACACCCUUGUCCCUAACCACUGUCAUGUAAGCUAUUCAUAAUUUGGGUAUGGAGUUGAAUGCUACCAAUAAUAAAUUGGAAGCCCUGGCCGUCCGGAUUUCCAGUGAGAGCGAUGACAAGCAACAGAAUGGCAAAUCUCAUGGAACGGAUGAACGUUGGCAUCCACCUCCGUCCCGAACAGUGGGCCAUGGGGAUACUCCUGAUCGACAGGCUCGUCUUUGCAUUGAUGCUCCCCGUUUUAUUGGCGACGAUCCGGUAGGCAAGACGAACAUGGAGCCUGACCCGGAUGAUUGGGAGAUCGGGGCAGCGGAUCGUCGACAGUGGGAAUCCGAUUGAUUUCCUAUUACUUAAUGAAAACGUUUUGGGCUUGAACCCACCAUUGUCGUACUUCUUUAAUUAUGACUUUACGUUUAUUAUUUACAUUUACUUCCGCUAUAAAACAUUUCUUUUAAGUGAAUUUAUUUUCAUCAUUUAAUAAAAUACAUCAAGGGCU
Molecule: messenger RNA, 651 nt
Organism: Cuscuta campestris
Lineage: Eukaryota; Viridiplantae; Streptophyta; Magnoliopsida; Solanales; Convolvulaceae
Source: the annotation of a GenBank genome assembly